Messenger RNA from Bipolaris oryzae ATCC 44560, 1686 nucleotides. RefSeq lists its product as uncharacterized. The record is from RefSeq and is a predicted model, not a curated record. The transcript is spliced from 2 exons. The coding region runs from base 1 to 1686 and encodes 561 amino acids. NCBI's taxonomy places the organism in Eukaryota, Fungi, Ascomycota, Dothideomycetes, Pleosporales, Pleosporaceae.
AUGAAGUUUCUAGCGGCCCUAGCUCUCCUCCCAUUGGCCUACGCGGCUCCAGCGAACAUCGCCAAGCGUGCAAAUCCUACAGUGAUUGCACCUUUACCCAAAGCCACUAUUGUCGGUGUCGAUGCACUAAAUGUUGAGUCUUUCAAAGGGAUACCCUACGCACAGCCACCUAUCAACCAACUACGACUCAAGCCACCUCAACCAUUGACGGCUGACCUUGGAAGAGUCGACGGUACCGGCCAACCAAAAGCAUGCCCCCAAUUCCUCCUUAGCGUAGACGGUUCAAGCAUUCCCGCUAAUGUUCUGGGAAACAUACUCAACAUUCCCUUCUUCCAAACAGUUACCAAUGCUGGAGAAGACUGUUUAACCAUCAACGUGCAGCGGCCAGCUGGCACAAAGCCUGACGCUAAACUACCAGUACUUUUCUGGAUUUUUGGCGGCGGCUUCCAACUUGGCUCAACUCAAAUGUACGAUGGAACCAGCCUAGUCCGUGAAUCUGUUGAACAAGGCAAACCCAUUAUCUUCGUGGCUGUCAACUACCGCGUCGGAGGAUUUGGCUUCUUGCCUGGAAAAGAAGUCCUCCAGGACGGCUCUGCUAACCUUGGAUUACUCGAUCAACGACUAGGAUUGGAAUGGGUCCAAGAAAACAUUGCUGCCUUUGGUGGUGAUCCAACCAAGGUCACAAUAUGGGGAGAGAGCGCUGGCUCCAUUUCAGUGAUGGACCAGAUGCUACUUUACGAUGGUGACAACACCUACAAGGGUAAACCUCUCUUCAGGGCGGGAAUCAUGAACUCCGGCUCGGUUGUUCCUGCCGAUCCCGUAGAUUGUCCAAAGGGCCAAGCUGUCUAUAACAAGGUCGUCGAGGAAGCCGGAUGUAAGAGCGCAGCUGACACUCUGGCAUGUCUCCGCACAACCCCAUACACCAAAUUCCUCAAUGCUGCCAAUAGCGUCCCAAGUCUCGCAUCUUACUCUACAGUAAAUUUGUCCUACCUUCCACGUCCCGAUGGAAAGACUCUUACAGACUCACCUGAUAUCCUGGUGAGAGCCGGAAAGUACACCAAGGUCCCCUUCAUCGCCGGUACCCAAGAAGACGAGGGAACAUUAUUCGGCAUUUUCACCCUCAAUAUCACCACAACAAGCCAACUCACAAACUACCUAUCCACCCAGUUCUUCAACAGCGCCACACGGCAACAAGUCGAAGAUCUAGUCAGCAGCUACCAGACCACCACCGAAGACGGAUCACCCUUCCGCACUGGCUUGCUUAACAACUUCACACCCCAAUUCAAGCGCGUCACCGCCAUCAUCGGCGACCUCACCUUCAUCUUGACCCGCCGCCUCCUCUCCGAGAUCCACACACAAGUGAACCCAGGCGUGCCCUCAUGGUCCUACAUCGCGACCUACGACUACGGCACCCCACUCCUCGGUACCUUCCACGCUUCAGACCUUAUCCAAGUCUUCUUUGGUAUCCUCCCCAACAACGCCCGCAAGACAAUCAGAGGCUACUACUUCUCCUUCGUCCACAACCUCGAUCCUAAUGUCGGUAACGACUUUGGCAACUGGCCGCAGUGGAGCCAGGGCAAGAAGCUGAUUAAUUUCGGGGCGAAUAGCAAUAGCUACACCGACGAUACCUUUCGAUCGGAUUCGUACGAUGUAGUGAAGAAGAACGUCGAUAGCUUCAAAGUCUGA